CACACAUGUUUCAUUCCGUGUUGUUGUUUCUCUUCAAAUAAUUCUUUAUUUUUAUCAAAAAUCUCUCGAUAAACUCAAAUAUUUCACGAUGUUUCAUCUCAACAUCACAAAACUUCGACAUUUAAAGGGAUUUUCUUCAAUAUUCAGAAAUUAUUCCGCAUCUCCCGCAUUCGAUGUCAUCGUAAUCGGCGGCGGGCAUGCGGGAACUGAAGCUUGUGCCGCCGCAUCUCGCGUUUCCAACAACCGCAUCUUACUCGUAACUCACAAAAAAUCCACAAUUGGCGAAAUGUCGUGCAAUCCCUCAUUCGGCGGAAUCGGCAAAGGUCAUCUCGUGCGCGAAGUCGAUGCUUUAGACGGCAUUUGCGGGAAAUGUUGCGACAUUUCUGGCGUUCAAUAUAAAAUUCUGAAUCGUCGAAAGGGUCCUGCAGUAUGGGGACCUCGUGCACAAAUCGACCGAAAUUUAUACCGAAAAUCCGUGCAAAGAGCAUUGAGUGAAAUCGAAAAUCUCGCUAUUGAAGAAGCUUCCGUCGAGGAUUUAAUAAUCGAUUAUUCGCUUGAACGCCCGAAAGUCAAGGGAAUUAUUUUGGAAGAUGGCAGAGAAAUUUACAGCAAAUCUGUGGUCAUCACAACGGGAACUUUUCUCUCGGGACAGAUAAAUAUCGGGCUGGAAGUGAGACCAGCAGGACGAAUAAACGAUCGACCCGCUAUUGGAUUAGCGAAAAGUUUAGCAAAGCUCGGUUUCAACAUGGGACGCCUAAAAACAGGCACUCCGCCGAGAAUUAAGAAAGAAUCCAUCGAUUUUUCGCAUCUUCAGAAGCAACAAGGCGACAAUCCGCCCGUUCCGUUCUCUUUUAUGAACGAAAAAGUCUGGUUGGAGCCCGAACAGCAACUUUUGUGCCAUUUAACUCACACAAAUUCCGCCAUUGAUGCAAUUGUCAAGUCUAAUUUGCACCAAAAUCGACACGUAACGGAAGAAAUUACGGGGCCUCGUUACUGCCCGAGCAUCGAAUCGAAAGUUUUGCGUUUCGGGAAACGUUCGCAUCAAAUCUGGCUCGAACCGGAAGGCUUUGACAGCGAUUUAAUCUAUCCAAACGGGCUUUCGUGCACACUUCCGGCCGAAUUUCAGCAAAAACUGAUCCAACAACUGCCCGGAUUGGAGAAUGCGGUGAUGGCUCGUCCCGGAUACGGCGUCGAAUACGAUUUUGUGGAUCCGCGGGAGCUGUUUCCGUCGUUGGAGACGAAAAAAGUCGCCGGAUUGUUCUUUGCGGGACAGAUAAAUGGCACGACGGGCUAUGAAGAAGCUGCCAGUCAAGGCGUUUUAGCGGGAGCGAAUGCUGCUUGUCGUGCCACGGACCGAAAUCCGCUUUAUUUGAGCCGAACAGAAGCAUAUAUCGGGGUUUUGGUUGACGAUUUGACGACACAUGGCACCACAGAGCCUUACAGAAUGUUUACAUCACGUGCGGAAUUUCGUCUCACGCUUCGCCCGGAUAACGCGGAUUUACGACUUACGGAAAAAGGCUUCGAAAUUGGUCUCGUGUCGAAAGAACGCUUUCUGCGGUGCAUCCAAAUGCGACAAAAUAUCGAAAAAGCAGUCGCACAACUAAAGGAAAUUGCAAUGUCAUAUAAAGAUUGGAAGAAAAAACUUCAAUUGCCCUCGAGCAAGACGACGCAACAAAAAACCGCCUUCGAAGUCGUCGGAGAUAACGUUCCAUUAGCAGCAAUUGCAAAAAUUGACCCGAAUUUCAACUGGAUCGCAGAAAAUCGUGAAUUAUGUGAAAGAGUGACGAUCGAAGCAAUGUACGAUCGAUUUAUUGUCGAACAAGCGAAGGAAGUCGAAGAAGUUCAGAGAAACGAAGAACUUGAAAUUCCCGAUGCGAUCGAUUACACGUCGAAAAGUCUCUCGUUGUCCUUUGAGGAACGCGAAAAAUUGCUUAAAAUCAAGCCACAAACGAUAGCAGCAGCAACUAGGAUACAGGGAAUUACUCCGACGACAAUUGUGAGGCUUUUGGGAUACGUCAAACAGAGAAAUGCGAUAGCAAUGAGGACAAAAAAUUAGUUUCUGGUUAAUAAAAAAUUAAGAUUUCUAUGAAUUGGUAAAUAAUUUAUGAAUAUUUUACGUACUAUAGAACACAAAAAGUGACUAGCUCAUGUCUGAUUUCCGCGAAAUUAUCGAUUUGGGUGACAUUUUUGCAUGUAGGCGACAUGAAAUAAUCAAGAAAAAUUAAUUAAAUGGUUGUUUUAAAUGAAACUCAAUAACCAACAUUAUUGCUCAAAUUUAAAAUUA
Molecule: messenger RNA, 2284 nt
Organism: Culicoides brevitarsis
Lineage: Eukaryota; Metazoa; Arthropoda; Insecta; Diptera; Ceratopogonidae
Product: protein MTO1 homolog, mitochondrial
Exons: 2
Coding region: 89-2056 (655 amino acids)
Biological process (GO): tRNA methylation; mitochondrial tRNA wobble uridine modification
Cellular component (GO): cytosol; mitochondrion
Molecular function (GO): flavin adenine dinucleotide binding
Source: RefSeq, a predicted model, not a curated record